Labrus bergylta (ballan wrasse) is the source of this 10259-nucleotide messenger RNA. RefSeq names its product Fras1 related extracellular matrix 3 (gene frem3). The record is from RefSeq and is a predicted model, not a curated record. Lineage: Eukaryota; Metazoa; Chordata; Actinopteri; Labriformes; Labridae. Gene Ontology annotation, cellular component: membrane. Gene Ontology annotation, biological process: cell communication; anatomical structure morphogenesis.
AUGGCAGGUUGUCUGAAAAGUUCCCCACUUUGUAAAAAGGGGGAACUUUUGAGAUGCCUAAUUGUGACUUUUGCUCUUAGUCUCUGUUUUGCAUUAGUAGAUGCAGAACCUUUUGACCCAGCUCAUCUUUACCACCACAGAUCAGGACCUAAUGAAGACAAUAUUAUCAUCGCUAACAAUGGAAUCAGGGUGCCUUUUGGGAGGUCAGUAUUUUUGGACCCUUUGAAUGACCUGGUAACAGAAGUGCAGCCUGGUGACCGCUGCCACAUCACUGUUUUGGACAAUGACCCACUGGCCCAGAAACCUGGCAUGCUGACUCCAAAAAAGUUCCCUUGUUCGUUUGGACCAGACGAAGUGAAAUACACUCAUUUUGGAUCUCGGAGCCCAAGCAAGGACCGUGUGAAGCUGCAGCUUCGUUAUGACUCCCAGACAGACACAGUCAUCACCCCUUUUAUGCUGGAGGUAGAGGUGGUUUUCCAGCAACUAGAGGUCCUCACCAGGAAUAUGCCCCUAAAUGUUGAAAAGCUUACUGGUGACAGCAACCCUAUUGACAAAAAGGGUCUGGAGUUCUCCUUUGAGGAUGGCGUCACACAGUGUAAGAUCACAACUCUGGUCGGGGCUGGAGGUCUUCCAAGGUAUGGCACCCUUUUGAAUAAUCCCUCAAAUGGCCAAAUGGUUGACUGUGAUGAGUUUGUGAAACAGGGCAUUCGCUACAAGCACACAGCUAAAACCAACUCACCAAACAGAGACUAUAUUCCAAUGAUGGUAGAGCUGCAAGAUAACGAAGGCAACGCCAUAAUGCAAGAGUAUUUCCAAAUGAUGGUUAGAAUCAGGGAGGGUGCAGAGAAUACUGCUCCUAAACCCAGUUUUGUAGCCAUGAUGAUGAUGGAGGUUGAUCAGUUUGUGAUGACAGCUAUUACAAGUGACAUGCUUUCUGCUGAAGAUGUUGAAUCUGACUCAGAUGAUUUGAUUUUCAACAUCACUUCCCCACUGAGCCCUCAGCAGGGUUAUAUCAUUAGCACAGAUGAUCAGAACUUGCCUAUCACUUCUUUCUAUCAGAGAGACAUCCGAGAUCUUAAAAUAGCUUAUAAGCCGCCCUCAGAGGAUUCAGAAGUAGAAAGGAUUUUUCAACUAGAGCUUGAAAUUGUUGAUACCGAUGGCGCUGUGUCUGAUACAUUUGCUUUCAUGAUUGUGGUGAAGCCAAUGAAUACCUUGGCUCCUGUGGCGACCAAAAAUACAGGACAGCUAUUGUUUGAAGGGCAGUCCAGAGCUCUCUCCAGCUCCCAGAAUUUAGAGAUUAGUGAUGAGGACAACCUUGAAGAUGUCAAAAUAACUGUGGUUGAUGGCUUAAAGCAUGGAGACCUGACCGUGCUCGGUUCUCGCAGGAAAUUCUUUACACCUGCCGAUCUAGACUCAGGUAUUGUGGUGUACCAGCAUGACGGCAGUGACACCUAUAGUGAUAACAUUAUUUUUAGAAUGACUGAUGGCAGUAAUGAAGUGGAGUUUUUGUUCCCCAUCACUAUUGCUCCCACUGAUGAUGAGCCACCUAUUAUAAAUGCUAACACUGGCCUGGUGCUAUUCAAGAAUGAAGUCAUGCAGAUCUCUCCCUUCAUCCUGAGUGCCACAGAUAUUGAUUCAGAAGAUUCCACCAUUAAAUUUGUCUUGGAGGCUCCCUACUCCACUGUAGGCGAGCUCCUGCUAAGGCAAGUCGAGCCUCCCUCUGACCCAUCUCUCUGGAAGUUCAGCGAGACAGAUGAGAUGUUUGAGCAGGUGGUAACUGAAUGGUUCCAGCAGGAUAUUCUUGAUGGAAAACUUUUCUAUCGUCACAUUGGGCCACAUAGCACCACCACUGUAAUCGAUCAUUUUGUUUUCCGUGUUCAGGAUGACAAUGAUCCUCCUAAUCAAUCAGGCGAACACAUGUUCUCCAUCAAAAUACAUCCUGUUGAUGACCUUUCCCCAGAGCUUCUUCCAGGCACAACCCUUCACAUGACAGUUCAAGAGUACGAAUUAACACACUUUAAUAAGAAAUUUUUGUGUUACACUGAUUUAGAUUCAGAUGACAGGGACCUGAAGUACACCAUCAUUAAAACCCCAACUGACACUGAUGAGAACAAUCCAGCACCCUUGGGUGAUAUUGUCUUGACUGACAGCACUGAUACUGUAAUUACAGAGUUCACACAGGCCCAGGUUAAUCACCACAAAGUAGCCUACAAGCCUCCAGACCAGGAGCUGGGCAUCACUCCAAAAGUGGCUCAGUUCACUUUUAUUGUGGAGGACACUGCUGGUAACACAGUAGAUGGACUUUUUACCAUUUUCUUACAGCCAGUUGACAACAAACCCCCAGUUAUCACCAACACAGGGUUCACUGUUAUGGAAAGCAGUACAUAUAUCAUCACUAGGAAAGAGCUUCAUGCCACAGAUACAGAUACAGAAGAUGAAAAUAUCGUCUUCACCCUGACCCAGAUUCCUGUGUACGGCAAGCUGGAGUACUUAGGGAUUAUCAUGACAAGUGGUGAAACAUUUGUACUUGAAGACAUUGCAAAUGGCCGCAUAGCAUACAUCCACAGUGGAGAAGAAUCACUUAGUGAUGUCAUUAAGAUUGAUGUCAGUGAUGGUUUUCAUGAGGUUCCGAUCAUCAUAAAGAUUGCCAUCGAGCCAGUUGAUGAUGAGUCCCCCACAAUUAUGCUCCCAGAAGGUCUGCUUGGGUCAUCCAUCGAUGUGCUGGAAAAUGGUGCUACAGAGAUCACAAAUAAUGUCAUUCAGGGCCGUGAUGAAGACACGGAUGACCUCAUGCUCACAUUUAUUGUUGAAGAGCCACCCAGGUUUGGUGAAAUCCUGGUUCAUGGUGCUCCUGCUGAAAGAUUCACCCAGGAAGAUAUCAUCAAUGGGGCAGUGGUGUAUGCUCACACAUCGGGUGAAAUUGGUCCUGUCAAAAACCACGACUCCUUCAACCUCACUCUGUCUGAUUUGUCAGAUCAGUGGGUUGUUGGUGGCAACAAGGUCCAAGGUGUGACAGUUCAUGUCACCAUACUUCCCGUUGACAGUAUUCCACCUAUUGUGAGUGUUGGAGAGCAGUUUGUUACUUUGGAAGGGGAGAAGAACAUCAUAACCCCGAGCCACAUCCAAGCUGAAGAUAUAGACACUGAUGAUGAUGAUAUCCUUUGCACUAUCAUUGUCCAACCAACAUCGGGUUAUGUGGAGAACAUCUCCCCAGCAGCAGGUUCUGAGAAAUCCAGGGCAGGAACAGCAAUUACAGCUUUUAGCAUUAAAGAUGUUACCCUGGGUCAUAUCUACUAUGUGCAAAGUAUCCACAAAGGAGUUGAACCUGUGGAGGAUCGUUUCACCUUUCGCUGCUCAGAUGGUAUUAACUUCUCUGACCGGCACUUCUUCCCCAUAGUCAUCCUUCCAGCCAAUGAUGAGAAACCUGAGAUUUAUAUCCGGGAGUUUGUGGUAAUGGAGGGCAUGAGUCUGGUCAUUGACACACCUAUUCUAAAUGCUGCUGAUUCUGACAUCCCUGGGGAUGAGCUGCACUUUGAGAUCAUCAAAAAACCUAAACAUGGUUCAAUAGUUCAGCAACUCAGCACUGGAACCAUCAUUGUAGAAAAUUUUGAUUUGGAACAGAUAAAAGAGGCAUCCAACAUUGUUUAUGAACAUGAUGACUCAGAGACCAAAGAGGACAGCUUUGAAAUCAGGUUAUCAGAUGGGAAACAUAAAGUGGAAAAAACUGUUCUCAUCAUGGUAAUUCCUGUUGACGAUGAGACACCAAGGAUGGCUAUAAAUGAUGGUCUUGAUGUUGAGAUUGGAGAGACAAAAGUCAUCAGCAACAGGGUUUUGAAAGCAACAGAUCUUGACUCUGAAGACAAAGAACUAAUUUAUGUUGUGCGUUAUGGCCCAGGGCAAGGCUACCUUCAGCGUAUCAGCAAGUUUGGCGAUGUUUUGGGUAACAUUACCCUGGGAAUGAACUUCACACAGGAUGAAAUUGACAAACAGCUUAUUCAGUAUGUUCACACAGGCCAGGAGGGAAUUCGUGACUUGCUGAAGUUUGAUGUCACAGAUGGAAUCAAUCCCCUUAUUGAUCGUUACUUUUACAUCAACAUUGGAAGCAUUGAUAUGGUUUUUCCUGAUGUUAUCAACAAAGGUGUAACUCUAAAAGAAGGGGGGAAAGUAACUCUUACCACUGACCUCCUAAGCACUACAGACAUUAACAGUCCUGAUGAAUACCUCAGCUUCAGCAUAACAAGAGCACCUAGUAGAGGUCACUUAGAGAGCAGCGAUCAACCAGGAGUGCCCAUUUCCACCUUCACCCAACUGCAGCUUGCCGGCAACAAAAUCUAUUACAUCCACACCUCUGAUGAUGAGAUGAAAAUGGACAGCUUUGAGUUUGAGGUGACAGAUGGUUUCAAUCCUGUCUUCCGUACGUUCAGAGUUUCCAUCACUGAUGUAGACAAUAAAAAACCGGUCUUGACCAUAAACAAACUUGAUGUAGAGGAGGGGGAAACUAAGCUGAUCACCCCAUUCGAGUUGACAGCUGAAGAUCGGGACACUCCAGACAACUUCUUGCGAUUCAUAGUAACCCAGGUGCCAGUGCACGGGCAGCUACUUUACAACAAUACCAAGCCAAUCACCACCUUUACCAAGCAGGACUUAAAUGAGAACCUAAUCAGCUAUAAGCACGAUGGCACAGAGACAAACGAGGACAGCUUCUCUUUCACUGUCACUGACGGCACUCAUACUGAGUUUUACAUCUUUCCUGACACUGUGUAUGAGACACGCAAGCCCCAGAUGAUGACCAUCCACAUCAACACCGUGGACAAUGGUGUGCCCCAGAUUGUGGUAAACAAAGCGGCGGCCUCACUUAAAGUCCUCCAAACAGGUCAUCUUGGAUUCCUGAUCACCAGCAAGGCCCUUCGAUCAGAGGACCGUGACAGUGCCCAGAAGGUACUGAAGUACACUGUGUCCGAGGCUCCUCUGCAUGGUUUCAUCAUAAACACAGCCCUUGGCAAUGACAGCAUCAAGACCUUCACACAAGCUGAUAUCGAUGACAUGAAGAUCUGCUACGUGCUGUUAGAUGGGAGCAAUGCCACGAAUGAUAUCUUCUACUUCACAAUCGAAGACAACGGUGGAAACAAACUAAAGCCUCAGCCAUUCAGGCUCAACUGGGCCUGGAUCUCUCUGGAGAGGGAAUAUUAUUUGGUGGACGAGGACUCCAAAUUUCUGGAGGUGACGCUGAAACGCAGAGGCUACCUGGGAGAAACCUCCUUCGUCAGUAUUGCCACUAAGGAUGGAACAGCUGAAAAGGACAAGGACUUCCGGGGUAAAGCACAGAAGCAAGUCCAGUUCAACCCCGGCCAGACUACAGCAACCUGGAAGGUGAAGAUCUUCACAGACCAGGAGUUUGAGACCUCAGAGACCUUUGAGAUUCAGCUGUCAGACCCCGUCAUGGCUGUGCUGGAGUACCCUGACACUGUAACGGUCGAGAUUGUGGAUCCUGGAGAUGAAUCAACAGUCUUCAUUCCUCAAGCAGAGUUCAAGAUUGAGGAGGAUGUUGGAGAGCUGUUGGUGCCAGUGCGACGCUCAGGAGAUGCCAGCCAGGAACUCAUGGUUGUCUGUUUCACUCAGCAGGCUACUGCCACCGGCACCAUCCCUAGCACUGUUCUGUCCUACUCCGACUACAUAACCAGACCAGAGGACCACACCAGCGUGCUGCGUUUCGACAAGGACGAACGAGAAAAGCUUUGCCGUAUUAUAAUCAUCGACGACUCCCUGUAUGAGGAGGAGGAGAGCUUCAAUGUCAGCCUCAGCAUGCCCAUGGGAGGACAGCUGGGCGCCAACUUCCCUACCGCCAAGGUCACUAUUCUGGCAGACAGCGAUGACGAGCCUUCCUUGUAUUUUGGGGAGCCUGAGUAUGUCGUGGAUGAGAGUUCAGGCUACGUUGAGGUAAAGGUCUGGAGGACAGGAACAGACCUGUCCAAGACUGCUACCGUCACUGUCCGCUCCAGGAAGAGUGAUCCUGUUUCUGCAGAAGCUGGAUUAGAUUACGUCGGCAUCAGUCGCAACCUGGAUUUUGCUCCUGGAGUGACGAUGCAGACGUUCAGAGUGACCAUCCUUGAUGAUCUGGGUCAGCCCGAGCUAGAGGGGCCUGAGACCUUUGACCUCGUGUUAAGGAUGCCCAUGAAUGCUGUGCUGGGAGAACCAAGCAAGACAAUCAUCACCAUCAAUGAUACAUUCACUGACUUGCCAAAGGUUCAGUUUAAAGAAGGAAGCUACAAAGUGGAUGAGUCUGAAGGGGAGGUAACAGCCAUAGUGUACCGCAGUGGAGACAUCAACCUCAGGUCCACAGUGCGCUGUUACACCCGCCAAGGCUCUGCUCAGGUCAUGAUGGACUACAGUGAAAGACCCAAUACUGAGGCAUCAGUCAUCACUUUCCUGCCAGGUGAAACAGAGAAGCCGUGUGUGGUUAGCCUGAUGGAUGACUCAGUGCAUGAAGAGGAUGAGGAGUUUAGACUUGUCUUGGGAACUCCAAAGAGCAAGUCUCCAUAUGGUGCAUCCAUUGGGGAGCAGAAAGAGGCGCUGGUCACAGUCACAGAUGAGAAAGACAAACCCAUUAUCCGUUUCUCUGAGAUCAAGUACAGUGUGCGUGAACCUCAGAUUAAAGGGGAUGUUGCGAUAGUGAAGAUUCCCAUCCUGCGUGUUGGAGACUCCUCAAAGGUCUCAGUUGUAAGAGUGCACACCAAGGACGGAUCUGCAACCUCUGGAGAAGACUACAACCCGCUGUCAGAGGAUGUUGAGUUCAAGGAAGGCGAGAAGGAACACUUUGUGGAGAUUGAGAUCCUAUAUGACGGUCAGAGAGAGAUGAGAGAGGCCUUCACUGUGCACAUGAAGUCUGAUGACAACAUGGUAGCUGAAAUACAGAUGAACAAGGCCAUUGUGUACAUUGAAGAAAUGGACAGUGUGGCAGAUGUUACCUUCCCCGCUGUGCCUCGGGUGGUCUCCCUGCUCAUGUAUGAUGACACAGUUAAAACCAAAGAAAAGCCCAACCCUGCCAAUGGAUACCCUGUUGUGUGUGUGACGGCUUGCAACCCCAAGUACCAUGACUUUGACAAAACUGGUUCCAUCUGCUCUGCGGAGAACAUCAACGACACUCUCACUCAGUAUCGCUGGCUUGUCAGCGCACCAACUGGGUCAGAUGGAGUGACCAGCCCCAUGAGGGAGGUGGAUACCAAUACUUUCUUCACUAACACCAAGUCCAUCACUUUGGAUUCAAUCUACUUCCAGGCCGGUUCAAGAGUUCAAUGUGCAGCAAGAGCCUUCAAUGCUAAUGGAGACGCCGGCCUGGAGCUGUCCAGCCCGAUUUCUGUGAUCAGCAAGGAGGAAGGUAUGUGUCAGCCUCGUGUCCAAGGCACUGUUGGAGCUGAGCCUUUCUCUGCCAAGAUCCGCUACACUGGUCCUGAUGACCCAGACUUUCCCAACCUGAUCAAACUGACUGUCAACAUGCCUCACAUGGAUGGCAUGUUACCAGUGAUCUCCACAAGACCUAUGUCCAACUUUGAGCUCACCCUGAGCCCAGAUGGCACCCGUGUUGGCAAUCAUCGCUGCUCCAACUUGCUCGACUUCAAUGAGAUCCAAACAGGAUAUGGCUUUAUCACGGAUGCAACAAAGAACCCUGAAAUCAUUGGCGAGACUUCACCCUACCAGUACAGCACUCCUAUGCGCUCAGCCAACUCUCUGCGCUUCUACAGGAACCUCAACUUAGAGGCUUGUCUCUGGGAAUUCACUAGCUACUACGACAUGUCAGAGCUGCUGAAUGACUGUGGAGGCUCCAUUGGCACUGAUGGACAGGUGCUGAACUUGGUUCAAUCCUACGUCACCCUGCGAGUUCCCCUGUUUGUGUCUUAUGUCUUCCACUCUCCGGUGGCUGUGGGAGGCUGGCAACACUUUGACCUGCAGUCAGAGCUCAAACUCACCUUUGUGUAUGAUACUGCAAUUUUGUGGCAGGAUGGCAUUGGCUCCCCACCUGAGGCUGAGCUACAAGGAGCCAUGUACCCAACCAGCAUGCGUAUAAAUGAGGAGGGGCGCCUGGUGGUCAACUUCAAGACAGAGGCUCGCUUCAGGGGACAGUUUGUUAUGUCUCAUCAAGGGACCAGCGUGUCAUCCAUGGUGAUGUGUGCUGACCACCCUGGGCUGACGUUUACUCUUGCCCUGGUCAGGACUGAGCCUACUUACAACCAGCCCAUGCAGCAGUGGAGUUUUGUCUCAGACUUUGCCGUGCGAGACUACUCUGGGACCUACACAGUGAAGAUGAUCCCCUGCAUUGCAUCACCAAAUGGGGAGUUCAGCAUCCCUCCUGUGUGCCACCCAAGAGAGCCCCUUACAUUUGACAUGGACAUUCGCUUCCAGCAGGUGAGCGACCCAGUGGCAGCUGAGUUUAGCCUCAACACUCAGAUGUUCUUGCUGUCCAAAGAGUUGUGGUUGUCAGAUGGCUCCAUGGGCUUCGGAGAAGGGACUGAUGCUGCUUUUUCGGAUGGCUCCCCUAUCUAUGGUCGUGUGAUGGUGGACCCAGUUCAGAACCUUGGUGACUCCUUCUCCUGCAGUAUUGAGAAAGUCUUCCUCUGCACUGGAGCAGAUGGCUACGUCCCCAAGUACAACCCCACAAACAAGGAGUAUGGCUGUCUGGCAGAUGCUCCAUCACUGCUCUACAGAUUCAAGAUCCUCGACAAAGCCCAGCCAGAGACUCAAGCCUCAGCAUUUGGUGAUGUUUCCUUUAAGGCCACCCUGGCUCAAGACACUCCUGGAGGUCUGCCAUUAGUCAGACAGCCAGGAUCAGAUGGUUUCACACUCUCCUCAUCUCCACUUUUCCAGGUCGCCGCUGGUCGAGAAUGGUUCAUCCACACUAUUUACACAGUCCGCUCCCGACAAAAUGCAAAUCGCAAUAUCGGAAAGCGCAGUGUGGAGUACCUGCAUCACAGCAUGUCUUCUGUUGAGCAGCCUGAGACCUCCAUAACAGCCACUAAUCGCCACCGCCGUGCCGCCCCUGCUAUCUCUAGUUCUUCUGUUAUCCAGGACAUUGGUGUUGAAAACAACCGGGGUACCAACAUCCAACACAUUGCCCUGGACAGAGCUGACCGGAUGGUGGUCAACCAGCGCCAGCCCUGGUCCCCUCAAAGUGGCCCCCUCCUGGACCGCCCCCUGCUGGAGAGUUCUGGCAGAGAGCCGGUGGACACCUCCACCAUUCCCAUGUUAGUGGGCCUCGCAGGUCUGAUCCUCCUCAUCUGCCUCAUAGCCACCAUUGUCAUACUGCUGUUGCGGCGCAAGAAGAGGGAAAAGAAGAUCCAGUUGCCACCUUACACCACCUCCUCCUCAUCUGCCUACAGCCAAGGCUCAGCAAGUAUGUGGGGCAGCUCAGACAACUCUGAGGUCUAGAUGUGGUCCCCAUCCACCCCCUAUUAAAAAAAAAAGACUAUGAUAGUCUCCUCCACCUUUGUGCCUUCGAAGCCCAACUUUAGUAGCACUGAAUAGCGCCCAGUACAACCUGUGGACAGCACAAUAUGUCAGAGCUUUGGGCCUAAAUGCAAAAAUGCACCAGUUUACAGAGGUUCACUGAUCUCUGAUUAAGGUUAGUUCUUGCUCUUAAGUACUGUAGGUUCUUUUUGCAAUCUAUUAUGAUUCAUGGAUGUAUGUGAAAGACCCUUAAAAUGUUUCACCUGCUCUAAAGGUUGACAAGUUGUAAAAAAUCUUGCUAUAUCAGUUUGCAAAUGCAUGAAAAUCCCAGUUCAGAAAAUGCAAGUAUUUCAGUAAAUAGCAAUUUUGUUUGAAUUUCAUGAAGAAAAUACUUUUCUAUUUUUCUCUCCGUUAAAAUUAGUUUACCAAGUGUUUUUAUUACAGAAAUGUAAUGCUUUGUUUUUGCCAAGUAGAGGAAAAUGUACUGAAUGUUGGUUGACCUAAAUGAAUGAUUAAGUGAGGAAUUCUUUUUUUUUUAGUAGAUACUGUUGUGCUCUAGAGAGCCUGCAGUAUACAUACCCACUGCUGAGUAAAUAUACCAAUAUAGGGUCAUUGAAAGGGAUUGUAAGUCAUUUAAGUUUAUUUUUAGAACGCAAAACUUUUCCUUGUUUUUUUAACCUUUUAUAGGUCACUGUAGUCAAACUCAAAUGCAAAACUCUGUGUACAUAUCAAUGUGGGACUAUGAGAAAUGGUAUUAUUACACCCUGGUUAAACUUGAAAAAUGUCUUUCUGGAUUGUUAAUUCAAGUCCUAAAAACAAAA